Prosopis cineraria is the source of this 1828-nucleotide messenger RNA. RefSeq lists its product as uncharacterized. The record is from RefSeq and is a predicted model, not a curated record. Gene Ontology annotation, molecular function: protein-lysine N-methyltransferase activity; protein binding. Gene Ontology annotation, biological process: peptidyl-lysine monomethylation. The transcript has 5 exons. Lineage: Eukaryota; Viridiplantae; Streptophyta; Magnoliopsida; Fabales; Fabaceae. Bases 85 to 1527 code for a protein of 480 amino acids.
UGGAGCUUCAUUGUUAUUUCUUGAUUUUGCGAGACUUCAGUUCGUUGUGGCGGCAGUCGCUAGAGUGAAAGUGGGGGCUCGGAUAUGGCUGCUUCCAAGGCGUUAAUGGCUUCCUUAACCCACCAGCGUCCACUAACAUGUGUCGCUUCUGUAUCAACAUCUUAUCCUACACGACUUGUUCCCCAGCCACCAGACCUUAUCAAGUGGGUCAGGAAACAAGGUGGGUUCGUGCACAAGGCGGUGAAGAUAGCACAAUAUGACUCCAAUGGCCUCGGACUUAUGGCUUCGGAAGAAAUCCCUAGAGGGAGUGACCUUAUUGUUCUUCCUCACCACGUACCGUUGAAGUUCGGGUCUCUUGAAUCGAACCAUGAAGAUGAUCUUGAUUCUGUGUUAGUUAAUUUAGCUCGCCAUGUUCCUGAGGAACUAUGGGCUAUGAAACUGGGUUUGAAGCUUCUGCAAGAAAGAGCGAAAGUUGGAUCAUUUUGGUGGCCAUAUGUCAGCAAUCUCCCAGAAACAUACAGUGUCCCUAUCUUCUUUCCAGGGGAGGAUAUAAAGAACUUGCAGUAUGCUCCACUGCUUCACCAGGUGAACAAAAGAUGUCGUUUUCUUCUUGAUUUUGAGCAAGAGUGCAAGCGUGCCCUUGGCAAUCUGAAACCAGAUAAGCAUCCUUUUGGUGGACAAGAAGUAGAUGCGUCUGCACUUGGAUGGGCAAUGUCAGCUGUCUCAUCUAGGGCAUUCCGGUUAUAUGGUGACAAGCGUCCAGAUGGGACCCACACAGACAUACCAAUGAUGCUUCCUUUAAUUGAUAUGUGCAACCAUAGUUUCAAUCCAAAUGCCCGAAUUGUUCAGGAACAAGAUACUGGUGAAAUGAAGAUGCAAGUAAAGGUCGUGGCUGAUACAGAAAUCAAACAAGAUGAUCCUUUAUUACUCAAUUAUGGCUUUUUAAGCAAUGAUCUUUUUCUUCUUGACUAUGGAUUUGUGAUACCCUCAAAUCCUUAUGAUUGUAUUGAGCUCAAAUAUGAUGGUGCAUUUUUGGAUGCUGCAAGCAUGGCAGCUGGGGUUUCUUCUCCCAACUUCUCAGCACCCGCUCCAUGGCAGGAACAAAUUUUAUGUCAGCUAAAUCUAGCUGGAGAAGCUCCUGAUCUUAAGGUAAGCUUAGGUGGUCCAGAAAUAGUGGAGGGCCGCCUGCUGGCAGCACUGAGAGUAUUUCUUGCAAGUGACAUGGAAGCUGUGCAAAACUAUGACCUUAAAACUCUCAAGUCUCUGGCUGCCGAAGCUCCUCUUGGUAUUGCAAUUGAAGUGGCAGCCCUGCGAACAACAAUCGCUUUGUGUGUCAUUGCAUUGGGACACUUCCCCACUAAGAUAAUGGAUGAUGAGUCAUUGUUGAAACAGGGUGCUUCAGGUUCAACUGAGCUAGCCAUUCAGUUCAGGAUUCAAAAGAAAUCUGUGAUUAUAGAUGUGAUUAGAGACCUCACAAGAAGAGUGAAGCUUCUCUCAUCGAAGGACAAAGCCACUGCUGAAAGCUGAAGCACCAAAUUUAGCUUCGUUUUGAAUAUCAUUCUUCCAACAUACAUGGAAUGGGCUGAUGUUUCUCAUGAAUAUCAUCCUCUUGAGGUACGUUCAACUCUGUUUAUAUGGUUUGGCUGAUCUGUUCUAGAAGGUACUUGAUAGAUUUAUUCUCCUUUAGGAUUGAUUGAGGCUUUCACUUCUGGCGCUAAUUCAGAUUAAAUGUGUACUGCGCAUACUUGUCAAACGAUGAAAUGUACUGCAUGAAAGAGACCUCAUAACUGCAAUAUGCAUCUUCUUAAUGGAUAUUUCUUUAUUUUAA